Medicago truncatula (barrel medic) is the source of this 2348-nucleotide messenger RNA. RefSeq lists its product as uncharacterized. The transcript is spliced from 3 exons. Lineage: Eukaryota; Viridiplantae; Streptophyta; Magnoliopsida; Fabales; Fabaceae. The coding region runs from base 1 to 2127 and encodes 708 amino acids. The record is from RefSeq and is a predicted model, not a curated record.
AUGGCUGAGGAACGCACUCUUAAGGAGUAUUCGAUCCCUUCUUCGGAUGAGCCAUGCACUAUUAUAGUCUACCCAACAAUUCAAGGUAGCAACUUCAAAAUAAAACCUGCACUACUUAUUCUGGUGCAACAAAACCAGUUCUCUGGAUCACCUUCCGAGGACCCAAAUUUACAUAUCUCAACCUUUUGGAGACUUAGUGUAACUUGCAAGGACGACCAAGAAACCGUCAGGCUACAUCUCUUCCCUUUUUCUCUAAAAGAUAAAGCCAGCAAUUGGUUCAACUCUUUGAAACCUGGUUCCAUUACCUCAUGGGACCAACUGAGGCGAGAGUUCCUUUGCCGUUUCUUUCCCCCAUCCAAAACUGCCCAACUUAGGGGAAAGCUUUACCAAUUUACUCAAAAGAACGGGGAAUCUCUUUUCGAUGUGUGGGAACGUUUUAAAGAAAUACUUAGACGUUGUCCCCAUCACGGUCUAGAAAAAUGGUUAAUCAUCCACACCUUUUAUAAUGGUCUAACAUCUAGCACUAAAUUGACUAUUGAUGCAGCUGCAGGUGGUGCCCUAAUGAACAAAGACUUCACAACAGCUUAUGCGUUAAUUGAGAACAUGGCUCUAAACCUCUUCCAAUGGACAGAAGAAAAAGCAACCAUCGAUCCUUCACCCUCUAAAAAAGAGGCAGGUAUGGAUGAAACCUCUUCCAUUGACUAUUUAUCUACCAAGGGGAAUGCAUUAUCUCAAAGACUUGAUCGCAUGAGCACACCUACCUUCUCACCUCCUUGUGAAGCAUGUGGCCUAUCUAGUCAUUCUAACACCGAUUGCAACCUAAGUAGUGUUGAGCAGUUAAAUUUUGUUCAGAAUGGCCAAAGACUCCAAGAGCUCAAGGAUCAAACUAGACUUUUGAACAACUCUCUUGCUACUCUCACAACAAAGAUAGACUCCAUCUCCUCUCACAACAAAAUUUCUGAAACUCAGCUCUCCCAGGUAGUUCGUAAAGUUGACCACCCCAAUAAAAUGAAUGCUGUUACACUUAGGAGUGGUAAGCCACUCGAAGACCCCAUAAGGAGAACCGAGACCAAUGACAGUGAGAAAGAAAUCCGCGAACCACCAUCUAGGGAAACCAGGGCAGAAAGAGAGGAACCACGAGUUGAGGAAAACACGCCACCUCCCUUUAAGCCAAAAAUCCCCUUCCCACAAAGGUUUGCCAAAUCAAAGCUCGAUGAGCAAUUCAAAAAGUUCAUAGAGAUGAUGAACAAGAUAUAUAUUGAUGUGCCAUUUACCGAGGUCCUAACCCAAAUGCCCACAUAUGCUAAAUUUUUGAAAGAAAUCCUCUAUAAAAAAAGAAAGAUUGAGGAAAGGUCGGAAGUUGUGAAGAAAGCUAUGUGUGAUCUAGGAGCCAGUGUCAGCCUAAUGCCCUUAUCACUUUAUGAGAGGUUGGGAAUAGGGGAACUUAAAUCAACAAGGAUGACCCUACAACUAGCAGACCGUUCUGUUAAGUAUCCAGCUGGAAUCAUAGAAGAUGUCCCCGUUAAGGUAGGAGAGGUAUAUAUCCCCGCUGAUUUUGUUGUGAUGGAAAUGGAAGAAGACAAUCAGGUACCAAUUCUUUUGGGAAGACCUUUCCUUGCCACUGCAGGAGCUAUCAUUGAUGUAAAAAAGGGUAAGCUUGCCUUCAAUGUAGGUAAGGAAACUGUUGAAUUUGAACUUGCUAAACUAAUGAAAGGUCCCUCCAUUAAGGACUCUUGUUGCAUGAUAGACAUAAUCGACCAUUGCGUGAAAGAAUGCUCUUUAGCAUCAACUACACAUGAUGGUUUGGAAGUAUGCUUGGUUAACAAUGCAGGUACAAAACUGGAAGGGGAGGCAAAAGCUUAUGAAGAACUGUUAGAUAGAACUCCUCCAAUGAAAGGUCUAAGUGUGGAGGAGUUAGUAAAAGAAGAACCAACACUUCUACCCAAGGAGGCACCGAAAGUAGAACUCAAAACACUUCCAUCAAAUCUAAGGUAUGAAUUCUUGGGCCCUAACUCCACUUAUCCUGUUAUUGUAAAUGCAAGUCUCGAUGAAGUAGAAACUGAAAAAUUGCUUUAUGUCCUCAAGAAAUAUCCUAAAGCCAUAGGUUACACCAUUGAUGACAUUUAAGGAAUAAAUCCUUCAUUAUGCAUGCAUAGGAUACUUCUUGAAGAAGACUAUAAAUCCUCCAUUGAACACCAAAGAAGACUAAAUCCCAAUAUGAAAGAAGUUGUGAAAAAGGAAGUCUUAAAACUCCUAGAUGCAGGUGUUAUUUAUCCAAUUUCUGACUCCAAAUGGGUUAGCCCCGUGCAAGUUGUACCAAAGAAGGGUGGUCUCACAGUUAUUAAAAA